Messenger RNA from Terrapene triunguis (Three-toed box turtle), 3981 nucleotides. It is a transcript of the gene TWNK, whose product is annotated as twinkle mtDNA helicase. NCBI's taxonomy places the organism in Eukaryota, Metazoa, Chordata, Testudines, Emydidae. Gene Ontology annotation, molecular function: single-stranded DNA binding; ATP binding; 5'-3' DNA helicase activity. The transcript has 5 exons. Gene Ontology annotation, biological process: mitochondrial DNA replication. The record is from RefSeq and is a predicted model, not a curated record. Gene Ontology annotation, cellular component: mitochondrion. Bases 52 to 2046 code for a protein of 664 amino acids.
GCGAGCCUGGUGAACUUGCGGUGCCCUGUGCGGGAAGCUGGCACCGGCAGGAUGAUGGGGGUGCCCCCCUGCAGAGCCCCCCUGCGCCUGCUGCCUGCGCUCGCCGGCUGGGCGAGGGGCCGGGGUGCCCCGCUGAGCACAGGGGCCCUGACUGGCCCCUCCCGGCGGCACUACAAGAAGGAGACGCUCCCUGCCUCCGAGGGCCCCAUCCCGCCCGUGACCGUCACUGAGAUCCGCCAGUACCUGCGAGCCCAGGGCAUCCCCUUCCACGACGGCUACAGCUGCCUGCACGCGCCCAGCCACUUUGUGGAGGGGCCGGGGGAGCAGCAGCCCCCCGCCGGCAGCGCCCGCUACAGCCUCUUCAUCGACAAGACCACGGGCAGCUUUGUGUGCACAGCCACCCUGGCCGAGGGCACUUGGCAGGACUUCCAGGCUAGCGUGGAGCUGAAGCACAAAGGAGUCCCUCAGGCUGGCCUGCAGCAGCUUGACGGGGCGGACCAGGCUGGGGAGGACGCCCGCCAUAUCUGGGACCGGGCGCUGCCACUCUGGGAGCUGCUGGAUGAGGAGGAGACUCGGACGGCCAAGGCCAUGUUCGGCAUCUCCAAGGUGUCGGACGCCACCCUGAAACGCUUCGGGGUGCGCUAUCUGAGGACUGCCCGCACCCUGGUCUUCCCCUGGUUCAGCCCCCGUGGCACCGGACUGAAGGGCCUGAAGUUGCUGGGGGCCGAGUGCCAGGGGGACACGGUACUUUACGUGGAGAACACUCUGCCCCGGCCAAGCGCCUAUUACAACCUCUUCGGGCUGCCCCUGAUCGGCCGCAGAGACACAGAGGUGGUGCUGACAGGCCGGGAGCUGGACACCCUGGCACUGUACCAGGCUACUGGCUUGCCCAGCUUGUCCCUACCCCGUGGGGCUACCUGCCUGCCCCCGGCCCUGCUUCCCUAUCUAGAGCAGUUCAAGCGCAUCACCCUGUGGCUAGGUGAAGACCUCCGCUCCUGGGAGGCUGCCAAGCUCUUCGCCCGCAAACUGAACCCCAAACGCUGCUCCCUGGUGCGACCCGGUGACCAGCAGCCCCGUCCCCUGGAGGCUUUCACCCGCGGCAUGAACCUCUCCAAGAUCCUCCGCUCCGCCCUGCCUGCCGGGCACAAGUCCAUCAUCUCCUUCCGCCAGCUGCGGGACGAGGUCUUCGGGGAGCUGUCCAACGUGGAGCAGGUGGCCGGGGUCAAGUGGGCCCGCUUCCCUGAGCUCAACAAACUCCUCAAGGGCCACCGCAAAGGGGAGCUCACCGUCUUCACAGGCCCAACGGGCAGUGGGAAGACGACCUUUAUCAGCGAGUACGCCCUGGACCUCUGCAUGCAGGGGGUGAACACCCUGUGGGGAAGCUUUGAGAUUAACAACGUGCGCCUGGCCAAGAUCAUGCUGACCCAGUUUGCGGUGAGGCGGCUGGAGGAGCAGCUGGACCAGUUCGACGAGUGGGCAGACAAGUUCGAGGACCUGCCGCUCUACUUCAUGACCUUCCACGGGCACCAGAGCAUCAAGACGGUGAUCGAGACCAUGAUGCAUGCGGUGUACAUGUAUGAUAUCAGCCACGUGGUCAUUGACAAUCUCCAGUUCAUGAUGGGGCAGGAGCAGCUCACUGUGGACAGACUUGCCGUCCAAGACUACAUCGUGGGCGCCUUCCGAAAGUUUGCCACAGACAACAGUUGUCACGUGAGCCUGGUCAUCCACCCUCGGAAGGAGGACGAAGAGCGAGAGCUUCAGACGGCCUCUAUAUUUGGGUCUGCGAAGGCCAGCCAGGAGGCUGACAACGUGCUGAUCCUCCAGGACAGGAAGCUGGUGACGGGGCCAGGGAAGCGGUACCUGCAGGUGUCAAAGAACCGCUUUGAUGGGGACGUGGGGGUCUUUCCCCUGGAGUUCAGCAAAGCAUCCCUCACCUUCUCCACCCCUGUCAAGGGGAAGGCCCGGCUGAAGAAGGUGAAAGAUGACAAUGGAGCGCCGCCGAAGCAGGCUCCAGCUGGGGGCAGCGGGGCCUCUAAGAAGCAGUGACCCAGCCCGUGGAAUGGGCUGCUCUGGUGCAAUCCCUUCCCCGGGGCACUCGGCCAGUGUGCACACAGCCCUGAGGGGAAGGGGCUGGUGCCCGGUGCUGGGGCAGAGGCGAUGGGGACGCAGCACAGCCAAUCUCCAUCGGAGACUCUCAAAGCCAAGGAGUGUUCCCUGUGCUGCUGCCAAGCUGGCCUGGCCAGGCCUGGGUUUGCUGCAGCUCCUCGCCCCUCUGUGGGGGACCUCGGGCGCGUUGCGUUUGGGGAGGAGGAAUCGCACACCUGCCUCUGCGUUACAGUCAGACGAUAAGUUAUAAACGGGCUCUUGGCUUAGAGCCUGCCGGUGGCCCACGACACCUCGGCUGACGGAAGGCGAGAUGGAUACAGGCUGGCGCACAGGGGGAGUCCUGUGUGUUAUGCCCCCGUCCGUUCGCUUAGCACAGGUCCCCGUCGGUUUGUCCCUGGGGAGCCGUAUGUCCGGACGCUGGGGUGCCGAGUCGGUGGAGCCUUCGGCCUGGAUGUCCGUUUGCCAGACCCUCUCUCCUUGCUCCCGUCCCUGGAGUAUUUCAGCCAAUGUGGGUAAAUCCUGACCCCAGACCCUGGCACCGAGCAGGACACGGCGCGGGUCACAAGCCAGUGUGAGUUUGCCAGGGGCUUCUCCACUCAGUCCCAACUGCACGUCUGGUCUGUGUCAUAAAACUGCUGCUGAAUUAGCUCCGGAGACCUCCCUCCCUUCACUCCAGGACUGGUAUGGUGGGUUCUGCAGGCCCGUCUGGAAGGGCACCAGCAGAACUGGGCAGGUCCUGGGGCUGGGAUAGCAGUGGCUGCGGAUCAGGAUUGAGAGGCACCGGCAGAGCUCUGCAGGGCUGGGCGAGCAGGGGGCUGCGGGUCGGGAUUGAGGGGCACCGGCAGAGCUGUGGGGGGCUGUAUGUGAUGAAUGAGGUGCAUAGCCAAAGCUGUGGGUUGAGGGAUACCCAGCUCCAGCCCACACUGUCCCAUGAAUCCCUCACUUCCACAAGCCCUGGGAGAAGGCAGGAGGGGAAGGGGGGUGCCCAGUGACUUGGGGGCUCAUGGCAGAGAAGCAGAAGGGACACAGUUGAUGGCACUUGUUCUUGCCUGGUGCCCUUAAGGCAGAUUGUGGGGUAGGAUUCUCUCGGAUUCGAAUUGCCCCACAAUCUGGGGGAGAACAGGCCUGUGUGAAUGCACCAGCAAUAAAAUCCCAGCUGUUCAGCUCUGCCCUUGCCCUGCAGCAGGCCAUGCUGUAGUGACCUCUGCUCCGCUCAGCUGGGCUUGGAUUCCAGCCCUCACUGCCCCAGCAGCGCUGGGUUUCUUUGAAGGUCAAAUAAUGCUGCUUGUGUCUGAGGCGGGGCAUUGUGAAGGAAAUGGAGCCCUCCAGUGCAUGGGAUGGGGGGAUUUCUGAGAGGGUUUUAUAACCGUGGUCCCAAAAGACAUUUCAGAGGACAGUUUGGAUUUAUUCCCUCCUUCCCCAGGGUUUGGAACCCAGACAUUGCAGCCUCGUGCUGGUGCGUGGGAACUGGACCCUGAAUCUGACUUCACUCUCAGCUGACUGGAGCUCAGAAGGCAAAGGGAAUCCAUCAUGCAAAGUAAAUUAGGGUUUUAUAAAUCCCUCUGGCUAGGCCUGGCCGUGCUGGCUGGUCUCUAAUGUGACCGUGAUUAUGAAAUGGUUUGCAGAGUUCUCCUUGUAUGGCCGUCUGCAAUCCCCUGUGUGCGUAGGAAGGCAGACUCGGGGGGGGGGGAAGUAGUUUUCAGUGUCGAAUGCUGAAUACUGUGAUUUGGGGUCCCAUUGCACUAGGAGGGAAAAACCUCCACAGUGAUUGGCUCUCUGCAAUAAUUUUGUACACACGAGGGUGUGAAAAAGAUCAUGUUGAUCGGAUAUUUUGUCUACAGCUUGUCAUUUGAUUAAAAACAAAGGUGGCUUUUC